AUGUCCCAUUUAAUCGGAUACAACUUAGGCGCUCUUCAUCAAGCAAGCCAAGAGUUGAACAGAAAGAUAGACUCUUCAUACUACAUGUCAGCACCCACAGUAGACCAGAACCCAAUAAUUCCCAAGCCAAGCACCUUCGACGAUCUUGACGAUUUGCACCGCAACUACCUACCCACUCCAGCACAAUGCGCAGUUCAUCUGGAACUAAUCGAGGUCUUUCAUGCACUGCGGAUCAGAGUGUUGGACUCCAAGUCAUUGGACAAGGCAUUCGGCUUGGGAACAGCUACUAAGAAGGUCUACCGGCGUAGAUACGUCAAGGCUUUGAAGAAGUGGGUGAAUGAAGAGAUCACGUUGAGAGAUCUUGAGUGGGAGAGAAACCAGGAUAAGAAGUGGACGUUCUACCUUGGUGAAGCUGUGCAGAGAUUUAGGGUGUGGGCUGAAGAAUAUGAUGCUUCGCUGGCCGACGAUGGCCAAGGAGAGAUACUCAUGACCGAUCAUUCAUCUCUGCCUCCUGUAGAUAUUCUCAUGGUCUGGCAUGCUUUCUUGCUCAACCCUGCCGACUUUCUGGAGUACUGUCAAUCCUUCUCCCUGAAGCACCUCCCCAGGGUGAAUUUUCCAUGGAAACUAAUUCACGAAGCCAUUUCUUCCCAGGGUCCCAUCCGCGACACCUGGAAAUAUUACUCAAACAACUGGAAGGGUAAAGAAGGAGAUGGCGUGUACUGGGAUGUUCUUCUCGAUUCAAUCAUCAAGAGAGGACAAACAACGACGCUGAGCAUCAAAAAGGUCUUUCGUCCAGCCAUAGUCGGCAAACUCGUUGAUAACGUCGAACGCCAGCGUGUCUUUGUCGAUAAGAUGAAUGAACAUCUCUGGAUCCGAAGUCCAGCUCUGCAAGGAACUAUGCAGAGGGCCGUCGAGCGCUACGAGAACUAUCUCGAGCUCUUCAAGCUGUAUCCUGGCAAGAUGCUCGUGCCGACGCUGGACAUCGACCUAGUCUGGCACACUAGCCAGCUUUCGCCCGCAGCGUACAAGACUUGUAUGGAAGUACGCUGUGGCCGCUUCAUCAACCACGACGAUAAGAUUGGAAAGUCUAAACUGGCUGUUGGCAAUGAUGAAACGCAGACUCUCUAUCGUAUCCGUUUUGGGUUGGAGUACUCUGUUUGCCUUUGCUGGGAAUGCCAGACUAUCACGUCUGCUGUGGAAGACUCGGAUAAGGAUGAUUAUCUUGUGGAAUCACGAGGUGACUCUUUUGCCGAAGAUCUCACCAGGCAAGUAAUGGCAGACAUAGAAUAUUAUCGUGCGGUAGAAUCAGCGAGGAGGAGAAAUCAUGUCAAAUUACCUAUUCGUGAUAAACACCUUCAGACAGCAUAA
Messenger RNA from Fusarium coffeatum, 1368 nucleotides. RefSeq lists its product as uncharacterized. Bases 1 to 1368 code for a protein of 455 amino acids. The record is from RefSeq and is a predicted model, not a curated record. Lineage: Eukaryota; Fungi; Ascomycota; Sordariomycetes; Hypocreales; Nectriaceae. The transcript has 3 exons.